GAAAUCGACGAACGAUCGAACGAACUAUUUUUACGAUAGUUCUGAUAGAAAUCUGUUUUCGAAAAUGGAUAAUGUAGAAAGUAUGAUAAGGACGGACGUGGAGAUUCCAUCGGAAUAAUCCGUUCGUAGAUAAAAAUGACGGAAAUGCAGCCUAAAAUGUGUGUAUCGACGUUCAAAUGGUCCCUCCGUCGUAAACGUCGGCGAUUGGUUAGGCCGCAUGCGCAAGUCAAUUCCUAGUAGCGCGGCUGGCUCAGCCAAUAAGGCGAAAGCCUUAACGCCAUCGUUAACCAAUGAAAGAGUUGUUUGGUGACGACGAUACUAUUUAUAGCGCGAUGAGUCAUAGGAUACAAGGUAGUCGCUUUAGUUGGGUUUUCACAAGUUGCCAUAGACAUAGCGUGGUACGGGGAUAACACUUUGUGUAGUGUCAGUUGCGCGCACACGCUUCGUAUCUUUUAGUUAGAUCGUACUAUAGCUGUGACACGUGCGUACGCGUAGGUGUUGCCCGUUUUUCUUUCGACGUGUUGAAAACGUCGUGCAUUUGCUUUCGCACCCUCGCACACGUUAAGAAUGACUCAUUAUUGUGCGCUACGUUCUUUCGAUCAGCUUUAGCUUGUCAACGGAGGGAAGGAAAAUAUAAGAACGAAGGAAAUAGGGAGAGAGAGAGAGAGAGAGAGAGAGAGAGAGAGAGAGAGAGAGAGAGAGAGAGAGAGAGAGAGAGAGAGAGAGAGAGAGAGACAGAGAUGCAUCCACAAUCCACGCCCCACAGUGACGUAUGAAAGAGUGGGGGUAAAGCGAGUACCGAAGAAAACAUCGAAGAUAACGCGCGUAUGCGGAAUUGGAAUGAAUAUUGCAUUCGAUAUUUAUAAUAAGCAAGUAUGUAAGAUAUUGUAUACGCAUGAUACACAUGCGUCGUCGGAUUAAAAGGAAAAAGUCGAGUUCGGAUGCCGUUGUAAAGUUAUGUAACUCUGCCCUUGCGUCAGAAUAUAGGGAAUCGUAAUAUUUAGAAAAAUUUCAACGCUCUACACGGAUCUUACGAACAUUCUUUUUUUCUUGAACCGGAUCUAGACGAUUCUGUUCCUUACGACGUAAAAACAUCGAACGAAAGACGCGCUUUGAAUUCGUGAUUCACCGAAGUGUCGAGCGAGCGUGUAGGAAAAGUGAGAGUAAGAGAGAAAGAGAAAGAGAAAAAAACAGAUACUGCAGAGAAAAGAGAGGGGGAAGACAACGAGAGAUAGAGCACGCGUAUAUGCUCGAAAGAGCGAGAGAGAAAAAAAAGACGACCUUCGGAGUUGCCAUCAAAGAAAGACCAUUCUCCACCGUAUCGAUGGUACGAAAUUUAACAAUGGAUCAGGUAUUUAAUGAGGACACGACAGGCUCUUAUGGAGUCAUAAAUCGUGACAAUAACAUGGGUCUACGUAAACGUAAUCUUACGUUGGAUUUAAACAAUUGUCAGAGACAAGAGUUACAAGUUAAAAGACCAAGAUUGGGCCCGUUACCGACGACUUUAAAUAUUGCUCCGAUUUUGAGUUCGCCAGACUUGAAUAUGCUCAAACUGGGAUCGCCGGAAUUGGAGAAGUUGAUAAUCGAACAGCAGGAUGGCAAUGGCGCCGACACCGAGGGCGUCGUCACGUCCUUGCCGACGCCAACGGCGCAGAUACUUUUUCCAAAAACCGUGACAGAAGCUCAAGAACUUUAUGCUCGAGGUUUCGUAGAUGCCUUAAACGAGCUACAUCACUCGGAUAGCUCCCAAGAACCUGGUAGCUUGCACGGAGUUACUUACACGACUUUGGAGCCACCCGGUAGCGUGCAAAGCGUCGGAACGGAGUCCUCGGUGAGUCAGGGUCUCAUGCAAAUAAAGGACGAACCGCAAACGGUACCUAGCGUUUCAAGCUCGCCGCCUAUGUCACCGAUAGACAUGGAAAAUCAAGAAAGGAUCAAACUCGAAAGGAAGAGGCAACGAAAUCGCGUGGCCGCUUCCAAGUGUCGCAGGCGCAAACUCGAACGUAUUUCCAGGCUGGAGGACAAGGUCAAAGUUCUCAAGGGCGAGAACAGCGAAUUGAGCGCGGUCGUACACAAACUAAGGGAACACGUUUGUCGACUUAAGGAACAGGUGAUGGAUCACGUUCAUUACGGCUGUCAAAUCAUGACAGUUUCGGAACAAUUUUAAAAAGAGGAUGUGUUUGUAUAGAAAUCGAUGCAAUAUAUAUAUAAUAUAUAUAUAUAUAUAUAUAUAUAUAUAUAUGCAAGAAAUGAGAAAAAUUGCGUGCUUAUAUAUAAUUAUUUUCAAAGCUGAGAAAUAAUCAUGUGUUGCGAUCAUUUUUUAAAGAAACAAAGAAAAGAGAGAGUCGCGCUCGGGAAUUUUCCCCCUUUGAUCUUUAUUAAUAUUGCAUUUAUAGUCUGUUUGCUUAUGCGAAUGUUUAAAUGAUUCAUUUAAAUGAUAUAUAUAAAUAUAUAUAUAUAUACACACACACAUAUAUAUAUUAUAAGCGUAAUUAUAUAUAAUGAAUGUAAAUUUUUAUACGCCUAAAUACGAUGUGCUUAAUAAGAAGCAACGAGACUUCCGAUACCUCAUAAAGAUUUAUAUUUUUGCGACUUAAGAAACUUUUACAAUUGUAGUCCAGAGAAAGUGAGAAGAAAGGAAUUCGAGGUCUUUUGUCUUGCUAAUGCGUGCCAUUAUAUACAGUGUGCCUUCUAUGCAUAUUAUUCUUGCAUAGUAAAGGGAUGAGAUUUCAAGACUGUUCAUUCGUGCUUUUUUAAUAUUUUCUGGAGUAUGUUACAUGCCUAAUAAUAUUAUUAUAGAUAACGAUAUUUUAAAGCUUGAAAAUCAUCGACGAUGUGAACACUUAAUCAAAUAAUAAAUAUAUUAAUUAUACAUUAAUUAAAUUUAGAGAACAAGAAAAAAACAAAAAAGAAAAAAAAAUUAUGCUACUAUAAACGAUGAAAGUAACAAAUUAAUUGUGAUUUAGUCAAUAAGCUAAAAUCCCAAUGUCCAAGUUGGGACAUAGAAGUAUGGUGCUGAAGCGACAAGAGCGUUUGCAACAAAACGAUAAUAAAUAAAUAUAGCUAUCGAAAUAUAUUAUAUGAAUAUUCAAUAAUAUAUAUAUAUAUAUAGAUAAAUAUAUAUAUAUGCUGGAUGUAUAUAACUUUAAUAGAAAACCUUUUAUCUAACGUAAAUACAAACGCAUACAAUGCAAAAUGGAAAGAUUUUUUACGAAUGAUUUUAUUUUUUAACGAAAUACGAUAAAAAUAUACUUUCUCUCUCUC
Molecule: messenger RNA, 3264 nt
Organism: Vespula pensylvanica (western yellowjacket)
Lineage: Eukaryota; Metazoa; Arthropoda; Insecta; Hymenoptera; Vespidae
Product: transcription factor AP-1-like
Exons: 1
Coding region: 1247-2167 (306 amino acids)
Biological process (GO): regulation of cell cycle; regulation of transcription by RNA polymerase II; regulation of cell population proliferation
Cellular component (GO): transcription regulator complex
Molecular function (GO): RNA polymerase II cis-regulatory region sequence-specific DNA binding; DNA-binding transcription factor activity, RNA polymerase II-specific; transcription factor binding
Source: RefSeq, a predicted model, not a curated record